AGACACUUGACCACUCACAGCUCUUCACCACUGCGUACGGCGUCGGCCUUUGCCCCCAUGUGGCGGCGCGACAGCCUGUCAUUCAAGGCAAAACCUGCCAUCACCACCACUAGCACAGGUUGCCGGAAUAUCCGCCCGCCAAUACUCCGGCAGAUACCGCCGCAGACAAUCGCAAAUCGCCUCUCUAGCACGGCUUACUCGAUUCGCGGCCGAAAGCUCACUACGCAACGUGCACCACCGUGCUUAAAGCUUGAUCUGCGGUGUUUGUGGAUCAUUUUGUGCGACUUUACCGGAUUUUUUUCUUUGGUUUGACUUGCCAUAAUCGAGACCUAAGAUGCCAGAGCUACCGACAGACCUGGAGCUACGGCGACGGCAGUUCAAAGGGCAAAUGUCCACAGUGCACACCAGAAGACAGCAGGCAGUAUGCGUCAGAAGGGCCUACAAACGAUACGGGACCAAAAGUAACCCUUACAUCAUCCUCGAUGGACUAAACAUGACUGUUCCUAAAGGAUGUAUAUACGGCCUACUAGGCGCUAGUGGUUGCGGUAAAACCACAUUGCUGAACUGUAUAGUAGGAAGAAAAAGACUUAACUCAGGAGAGAUCUGGGUGCUGGGAGGAACACCUGGAUCAAGAGGUAGUGGGGUACCUGGACCUCGUGUUGGAUACAUGCCUCAGGAGAUAGCUCUUUAUGGGGAAUUCAGCAUUCGUGAAACGCUUAAAUAUUUCGGUUGGAUUGCCAACAUGACCACUAGUCAAGUAGAUGCCAAAGUUGAUUUUUUCAUCAAUUUCCUAAUGUUGCCAGAUGCCGACAGGCAAGUGAAGAACCUUAGCGGCGGACAACAACGCAGAGUCUCCCUGGCUGCUACGCUUAUUCACGAACCCGAAUUGCUCAUUCUUGAUGAACCAACUGUAGGAGUAGAUCCCAUCCUAAGAACUCAGAUUUGGAACCACUUGGUGGAAAUCACCAAACACGGAAGAACGACUGUGAUCAUCACAACGCAUUAUAUUGACGAAACCAGGCAAGCACAUUUGAUCGGUUUAAUGAGAGGAGGCUACUUCCUAGCAGAAGAAAGCCCUGAAAAACUCAUCCAACAGUUCAAUGCCGAAAGCUUGGAAGACGUCUUUCUUAAACUGAGUGUAAUCCAGAACAUGGGCAAGAGGAGGAGAUCGAGUAUAGCUCAGACAGUCACAGAAAACAUCCACGUUCCAACAUUACCCGGUGCUGGAGCUGUAAAUGAGGGAGCUGUCCUGGACGAUGAGCUCGGUGGGGAAAUUUCUGGAGAGUUUGGAGAUAAUGUUUCGAUGAAUAGUAGGACAGGGAGAGUAUCGAUAGCACCAGAACCGUCAGCCGACCAUCCACCCGAAUUACCUCCAGAAGAAGAGCCAGAGCUGUCAUGGAAAGACCAUCUAAAAAUCGUACAGAUGCACCAUAUGCACGCACUCAUAUGGAAAAACUUCUUGUGGAUGUGGAGGAAUAUUCCUAUGAUGUUGUUUGUCAUUGGUUUACCUGUUGGUCAAGCAAUUUUAUUCUGCCUGGCUAUUGGUAAAGACCCGAAUGAUGUUAGGAUUUCUGUUGUCAAUAAUGAGAUCGAUUACCCGAGUGAACACUGCAGAGCUCUACUGGACUGCAAUAAUUCAAGACUCAGUUGUACAUAUUUGGAAUAUAUACGGCAAAACUACUCCCUUGAUAUGAAAUAUUAUCAAACUGAGGAAGAUGCUCGUCAAUCUGUAGUCAGGGGACAGUCUUGGGCUGUGAUGGUAGUGAGACAUAAUUUCUCGGAUUCUCUGAGGAAUCGCUUGGAAUAUGGAAAAGACGUUGACGAAGGAGAUCUGUUUGGGUCAACUAUUUCUGUGUAUCAAGAUAAGUCCAAUGAAAACAUUGCUACAUUCUUGACCAGAGAUUUGCUGUUCGGAUUUGCAAAUUUCUUCUCGUCAUAUUUGUCGUCUUGUGACGUAGAUACAAGAAUUGCGAAUUUACCCAUUCGUUGGGGAGCACCUGCUUAUGGAUUUGAAAAUCCGAAUUUCACCGAUUUUGCUGCUCCAGGUGUCGUGUUAACUAUAAUCUUCUUCAUGGCAGUAGCUCUAACAUCAGGCGCCAUGCUGAUAGAGCGGAACGAAGGUAUCCUCGAAAGAUCUCUUGUGAACGGAAUCAGCGGUGUUGAGCUAUUAUCUUCACAGAUCUUCACACAAUUUAUCGUGAUGCUGGGCCAAACGAUCAUGGUGCUGUUAGUGGUCUUCGUUUUCUUUGCCUUGACUCAGCAAGGAAGUUGGUGGUUGGUGUUCACGAUCACCUUGUUGGCUGGCAUGUGCGGAAUGUGCUUUGGUUUUGUGGUCUCCUGCAGCUGCGAUACAGAACGAACGGCAACAUACAUGGCUCUAGGAAGUUUCUUACCAAUAGUUAUGUUGUGCGGGAUCAUAUGGCCAAUCGAAGCUAUGGACAACUACUUGAAGUACAUAUCCAGUGUGCUACCUCUAACUCAAGCUACGGAUAGUAUGAGGUGCGUCCUUGCCAGAGGGUGGGGAAUGAGUAAACCUGUUGUGUAUCAAGGGUUCGUUUCGUUGAUAGUAUGGAUCAUUGUAUUCUUGACAAUAAGUAUAUUGGUGCUUAAAUUCAAGAAGGGAUAAAUUAUGCUUCGAUGAUUUGGACUAGACAAAUGCCGGGCAUGUUUGCAAUAUACUACAGAAAACGUCUCAGCUCAAUUAAAAAAAGGUUUCAAUUUUUGGGUUCGGCCGAACAUUUUUGCAAAAGGUUCUAGUUAUAGGAUUUGGAUUGUUUUAGAGUAAAUAUUCUUGGAAUACUAGUAUAUACAACUGAAAACUUACGUCUUUGGAGGUUAACGCACUCUAAAUGAUACAGCAGAGAGUUUUGGCAAUUACAAAUAAUGUCAUUUACGCCAAAUAGAUUAUUUAAUGGAUUAAAUGUCAACAAGGCGAACUUUGACGCCUGCACAUCCAGUAGUACAGGGUUAUUACAAAGGAAUCAUCGGGUUUUAAAAAUAUAUAUUUCUGAAGGUAUUACAGAUAUAACAGUAAGUGACAUGUCAAUGGAAAGGUAAAAUAUUCAAGAUUUUAAGCAUGUUAUUACAAAUGUUCGAUGUGGGCUCCUUGCGUCACACGACAUAUGUUCAAACGAUAGUCCAGUUCGGCCCAUACACGCUGCAAUGUGUCUCGAUCGAUAUUGUUAAUAACAGUAGUAGUAAUGCGUUCCCGGAGUUGACCCAAUGUUGUUGGCAGAGGUGGUAUGUAAACCAUAUCUUUAAUGUGACCCCAAAGGUAAAAAUCGCAUGGUGUAAGGUCGGGAAACCUGGGAGGCCACGCGAACAAUACCAAAUCUUGUGCAGUACCUCGGCCAAUCCAACGGUGAGGCAGUGCCUCGUUUAAAUACCGACGCACCUCAUGAUGCCAGUGAGGCGGAGCUCCAUCUUGUUGGAAUAUGAAGUUGUUAGAAUCUUCUGUUAGUUGCGGAAAUAACCACAAAUGCAACAUAUCUAGGUAGGAUGAACCGUUCACAAUGUUUUCAUGAAAGAAAAAAGGCCCGUAUACUUUAUUUUUGGAUAUUGGACAGAAGACAUUCAAUUUUGGAGAAUCCCUUUCAUGUUGCACAAUCAUAUGAGGAUUUUCCGUGCCCCAUAUCCGAAUGUUAUGACGGUUCACACUUCCACUUAAAUGAAAUGUCGCUUCGUCACUGAAUACCAGACAGUUAGCGAAUUCGUCAUUUAGCAUACUGAGCUCGUGGCGUUACCUAGGGAGGUAAAGCGGCGUUCGCAAGCACGUGCUUUAAACUCGAACAUUUUACUUUUCUAGUGAUAUGUCAUUUGAUAUUAUAUUUGCAAUACUCUCUGAAAUAUAAAUUUUUAAAACCCAUGUUAUAAUAUCCAUAUAAACUUGUUUUGUGCAUAUUAUUAAUCAACAUCCCAAUAAACCAUAUAUAACGGCAUAACUUUAUUAUGUGAUCACGUAACUGAUUUUCUGGUGUAGUUUUAGUUAGAAUGUACGUCAGGCUUGGUGCAUGCUCAUAACGUGAAUUUAUCUUGCCAAAUAGGUACUCUCCUAAAAAUGAUUAGGAUAUAAUUUACAGGGUGAAUUGUAGCUCAUGACAGUUCGUGAUAAGAAAAACGUAUACUCUAUUGUUAAUGAGAUUUUACAGGUUUUUACAGACACACAAAUAAGGUCAGUAUGACCUUGCUCAAAUGAUUGUUAAAUGGUUAAGGUCAGUAUCUAUCCCAAAUGCUGUAUGUAGAAUUGACUGACAUGUUGCCAUUAUUACUUACUUUGUACUUAACGAUUCCGUCCAAAUAUUAGCAGUUAUUUUAUUGUAGUUUGUAGAUUAUUAUUAUUAUUAUGAUAAUUGAGAUGAGCAGAGUACACAGUACUAUAAGAUGUGUAACAUUUAGGAAAUAGGAUUAUUCAAAAAGUUGAGAUGACAUUCUUGCACGUUUGCAACUUUGAGGAUUUUUGCAUACUUGUUUAUCCUACAAUACUCGUAUAUGAGAAUAGCAUCGCUGAAAUUUCCUGAAAAAAUUUAAUCUUUAGGUUCUAUCCAUAAGUUUUUGCAAAAAGAAAUAAAUCGUAAGCUUAUGAUGGCAAUGAGACGUGUAUAUUUUUGAAUGGUCCUAUUACUUUUAAGUAAAUAUUCGAUCAUAAGAGUUAUAUGUAUUGACUACUAUAUGAUUAUUUAUUUUCAAUGUGAUUGUAAAAGGUAAUUGUGUACUUAAUGAAAUAGACAUUUUGUUAUAUAUGUUGAAGGUUUUAAUAAUAAU
Molecule: messenger RNA, 4761 nt
Organism: Acanthoscelides obtectus
Lineage: Eukaryota; Metazoa; Arthropoda; Insecta; Coleoptera; Chrysomelidae
Source: the annotation of a GenBank genome assembly